AUGUUCAAGCCACUACUAAAUCUGAAAGGUUCCUCACGUCGCCGUCAAGUUGCUAUGGCAAGAGCUGAAGCAAGGCAACCAAUCUUCAAUCCUUACACGCCGUGCACGUGCGAUCUGGCCAUCUCCUAUGGCGGGAAUACUUGUCUCCGGAAAUGGUUCGUACCUCUAUACCAUGACACCGGGAGGACAUCCUACCACCUACUGAAAUGCCCUCAGCUCCGCACCGUACGCUCCAAGACAAGUAAGAGGCGUAAAAGCCCCGGCAGGCCAACAUCAUACCUGGGUCUCAGGGGAGAGAAGAGGGAGAAGUCCAAGGCGGACACACGGAGGGAGAAUGCUCGGCGCCAGCGAAAGGAGGCGCGAAGAUUUCGAGACUUGGAGGCAAGGGCAGGAGCCAUGAAAGCUGUCAACCCGGCCCGCAACCCGUUCGCACAAUGCUGCUGCGGUGACAUGCUCAGCGACUCCGAAGACGAAGCUGUCCGUGAAGAAGCGAGGGUCAUGUGCCACACUCGUUUUGACGGAUCAACAACCUUCCACCUCCCGAACUGCCUUACAGGCCGAUCCAAUUACACCGGUCCCGCAAAUCCCACCCCAGCCAAUCCAAGUCUACACCCUACGUCGACCUUGAAGAAGAAAAAGAGGAGACGGGAGGGGCACAGAAGAGGAGACAAUAUACUCGGCGCCAGCCCAAGCCGGCGAAAAGGCACCGUGAGAUCCCGGAGCCCAACGCAACUCUGGAAGCUCUGA
Molecule: messenger RNA, 747 nt
Organism: Letharia columbiana
Lineage: Eukaryota; Fungi; Ascomycota; Lecanoromycetes; Lecanorales; Parmeliaceae
Exons: 1
Coding region: 1-747 (248 amino acids)
Source: RefSeq, a predicted model, not a curated record